Messenger RNA from Saccostrea cuccullata (small rock oyster), 1661 nucleotides. RefSeq lists its product as uncharacterized. Gene Ontology annotation, cellular component: cytoplasm; mitochondrion. The record is from RefSeq and is a predicted model, not a curated record. Lineage: Eukaryota; Metazoa; Mollusca; Bivalvia; Ostreida; Ostreidae. Gene Ontology annotation, molecular function: dTMP kinase activity; nucleoside diphosphate kinase activity. The transcript has 5 exons. Gene Ontology annotation, biological process: dTDP biosynthetic process; dUDP biosynthetic process; dTTP biosynthetic process. The coding region runs from base 22 to 1476 and encodes 484 amino acids.
GUAUGGUAACCGUCUAUUUUAAUGGGGUCAUUGAAAAUUGCGCGAAUUAUUGGAUUUUGUUCCAGAUACUGGCACCAGCAGAGUUACUUCUACAAAGCAGUUUUACGUAUGUCUAACUGGACAAACGGGCGAUUUACCAUCGUGUUACCAGGACAAACAAUUUCUUUAACAAGUAUUUCUAUAAAAGUAGAUCCGCCUCCCCAAAGCCUCGACAGUGACCAAGAAAGUGGAUUUCUGCUCGGUUUUGGAUUUAAACAACUUAAACAUGAGGGAGAAAAGGUAGAUAGUUACUUAAACUCGGCCAUCGCAACUUAUGAUGUAACCAGAGAUCUAAAUCUUGCAAACAUUGAUGGUUUGAACGUAGCUUACGUACUGUUUGGGGAAAGUGAAAGUAGGCCUAGAUUUCCUGUCAUUCGAGGUGUGGCCCUGUAUUCGGGAAACUGGCCUAGUGCAGAUAUACCAAAAUGGCAAUUUAAUCUGGAUAAAGAAAAGACACCAGUGAUAAAGGAAAUAUUUCAGAAAUAUGGAAUAGAUACAUUAUUUCGAAUAAGUUGUUUUCCCAAAGAAAACGGAACAGAUUGUAGGAAUGAAAACAACAUUGAAGUGCUGCGAUAUGACGGCGAUCUGUCUCAAUCAAGUACAGCUGUACAAAAUGCAGAGUUUCAACGAUGCGAUUCAAAUCCAGUCUCAACCUCCCCGGUGUUUGACAGGGAAUUAUAUUGCCCCGUUUUCCACAGUCUAACGCGGACACGGUCCAUUUUGGAAAAGUCCACAGUAUGCAUCAGAGAGGCAGAGGAACUCCUUCGAAUUUAUGAUGCCACUGUCCCAACAGACUUUAGCCUCAAAGAUCUGAAGAAAAUGAUGAAAUUUCCAUUUGUUGUGGUGGAGGGACUUGAUGCUACUGGGAAGACCACCUUGACUGAAACACUGGAGAAGAAAAUGGCUGCAUGUAGAUAUUUUACACCUCCUCCCCCAAUACAGCAUCUGAGGAAACGUUUUGAUGACCUUCCAGAAAUCGUCAGAAGGGCCUACUAUUCCAUUGGCAACUAUAUUGUUUCCAUAGCAAUACUAAAAACGUGUCAGGAAAAACCUGUUAUCAUGGACAGAUUCUGGCACAGUACUGCAGCUUAUGGUAUAGCCAAUGAAACAAGCAAUGAAGACAUUCCAUUGGAAGGCCACUGGGUGUAUAAGUGGCCCAGUGACCUUUUAACCCCAGACAUUGUCCUCUUUCUGACAGUCAGUGAGGAGAUCAGAAAGCAGAGGAUGCUGUUAAGAGGAGGGGAGAAAACUCAAGAAGAAAAACAUCUAGAUAAAGAUAGACUGUUUAGAGAAAGAUUAUACCUAGCCUACAAGAGAAUGGAGGAGCCUAGCUGUAUAGAAAUAGAUGCCAGUGGGUCCAUAGAGACAGUUCUGGAGGCAGCAGAAAAGGAGUUGGCAAAGCACGGGGUCUAUCUAGACCAGAAUGAAGCUAAAUGAUGCAUAAUGCAUAUCUAAAGAAAUCCACAAAAUACAUGUACACACAGUAUAAUUUGUUAAAACCCAUAAUCUGUGUUCUCAGGAAUUUUGGAAAUUUCAGGGUGACAGCUAAACAGUAUUAUUCCAAUGUACUUCCUGAAAAAAUUGAUUUAAUAAGAAAUUGCAUACAGUAUUAUCUGGUUAAC